This is a messenger RNA of Drosophila serrata, 4037 nucleotides long. RefSeq names its product Golgi apparatus protein 1 (gene Glg1). Gene Ontology annotation, molecular function: fibroblast growth factor binding. Gene Ontology annotation, cellular component: Golgi membrane. Lineage: Eukaryota; Metazoa; Arthropoda; Insecta; Diptera; Drosophilidae. The record is from RefSeq and is a predicted model, not a curated record.
UAUCGCAGGCCAUCCGAUAGUUGUUCUGCUCCAUAGAGUAUGUUUUUUGCUUUAACGUGAAUAUUAUUACAAUUUGCACAGAGAACUAAAGACUUGCAGACCUACAAGAUCGGGUUUUAAAAUGUCGUAAAGUUUCCAAAGCGUACCGAUCCCGAGAUUAGCAGCUCCCGCUCCCCGAUAUCAGGAGGGUUUCAAGAAAUGUCAAGAACGUGAGUGCGGAUUUGAAACCGGCCUUCCAUUUUCCGUAUUUAUUGUACUUGUUGUUGUGGCACUGCACUCCAGAACUUGACGAAACAUAUUUGCUGAUGUGUUUUGGCGAAAAGAAGCGCAUUGAACCGCCGUAUUAGCUUACGCAAGCAACUGGCCAUUAGGGGUCUUCUCGAUGACCGGCCUCUGAAAACCGAGAGUCCAUCAGAUCGUUCGUGAAAUAAUAUUAUCAGCAUGCUUCACCUACUGCUACUUUUUCUGGCGGCCACGGGGGUCUCUGCCGAGGAUUCAUUGCAACGCAUACGACGGGCCGCCAUUGCCGGGGAAAAAGAUCCUGCCCAGGCCAUGCACAAAAUCAUUGAUCUGGCCGACUGCCAGGACUUAAAAAAGCUCUGCACGCACCAGAAGUCCACAGAUAACCUGUCCAUGCUGGAGUGCGCGCUUACCUUUAGCUCUAGUCAGUUGGAGGAGCUUUCCGAGAGCUGUCAGCACGAGCUGUGGCUGCAACAGCGCCAGUUGCAGCUACCCGCCUGGAUAGAGAACACUUUUCUUCCUGCAUACUGCCCGGCAGAGCAGUCCAAGCUGGAGAGCUGUUUAAACUCUGUGCACAUGUGGAGCUGCCUGGACCAGCAGCGAUUGAAGUUGCCCCAAAACAACGCAUGUCACCAGCAUUUGCGAAGGGGUUACGAGGCUUUGGGUCAGGACUACAGCGCUGUGGAUGAGUUUUACAGCGCUUGCGGCUCGCUCGUGGAGGAGCACAAGUGCGGGCGGCUAAACAUCGACCACUUGCCAUCGGUGCUGGCGCAGCUUGGGACGGUGCAAUGCCUCCAGUCGAGCGCAGAUAAGUCCAACAUUGAGCCAGUCUGCAUGAGCGCCAUUAGCUCUAUCGAGCUGCAGCGAGGCAUGUUGGAACUUUUCCGGGUUUGUCAGAAUGAUCUCGCGGCUCUGUGCCCACAGGAGAAGGUCGGAACUGCUGGUGCUUUUAAAUGCUUAGUUCGGCACAAGAACCAUUCUGCGAUGACGCCGCAGUGUGCCUCUCAGAUAACGCAGCGGGAUCAGCAGAUGGGUCGUGAUUACCGAGUUUCGCAUGGAUUGGCCAAGGCCUGCAAGGAAGAUAUUAAGUUGUACCACUGCCGGCGUGGCGUCUCCGAGGACAAGCACGUGCGAUUGGCUCAGAUCUUACUCUGCUUGGAGUCGGUUUCCAAAAAUGGGACCAGGUUAGCGCCCGCCUGUCUCACAGAGCUAAUUGAUCACCGUCGCAUGCUGAUGACGGACUAUCAGCUUUCGCCAGAGCUUUUGAACGAUUGCGCUGAUGACAUACCCAAGUUCUGUCCGGACGAGCACAAGGCGCAACUGGUGAAUGGAGUGUCUAGUACAGGUGGCGAGAUAAUCCACUGCCUGCUGGAGCACGUCAAGGCCAGGCGGCAACAGCGACGAGUGACUGCCCAGUGCCAGCGCGGAUUGGAGACUCUAAUCAAGGUGAGCGAUGCCGGUGAGGAUUGGCGUGUGGAUCCAGUGCUAAGAAGAGCCUGCAAACCAGUUGUGGAUGUGGCCUGCAAAGAUGUAGAGGGCGGUGAAGCGCGCGUCAUGAGCUGCCUUGUAGAGCGCAUCGGAACCCCAGUAAUGCUCCCGGAUUGCGAGCAGGCACUCCUUAUUAUCGAGUACUUCGUAGCCAGAGAUUUUAAAUUGGAUCCCCAGCUCUACAAGCACUGUCGCGAUGACGCAGUUAAAUACUGCCGAGCAAAGAGGCAGUGGGACGAUGUACAGAACAUACAAAUGGAUCCGGAGAGAGGGCCUAUGAUACUGCCCUGCCUGCACCGUAUGGCCUUUAGCGAGGAUGAGACCCAGACAUUACGAAAGGACUGUUUUAAGGAGGUCAAGCGGGUGAUGCGUCAAAGAGCCAUAUCUAUGGACCUUAUGCCCGAAGUUGAAGAUUACUGCCUUAAUGACCUUUCGCUGUUCUGCGCGGAUUGCACAGAAAAGGGCAGCGAAAUGGAGUGCCUACAAAAGAACAUGGACCAGCUGCAGGCGGAGUGCAAAACAGUUGUGGUUAAGUACACGGAGGAGGAGGCAGCCCACGUCGAACUUAAUCCUGUCAUAAUGACUGUCUGUGGCGAGGCCAUGCAGCAGCACUGCUCAGAUAUCCUCAAGAGUGGAAAGGAUAAUGGCGACAUGAUGGACUGUCUCAUUGCACACAAAAACGAUGCUGAUCUACGGAAGGAUCUCCGUUGCCGUGCUGCAAUCGAACACUUUCAGAUUAUCUCACUGAAAAACUUCCAUUUCACCACCAAGUUUAAGGAAGCGUGUCGACCGUUCGUGCAGCGCUUUUGUUCCUCCAGCGCCACUAAAAACGAAGUGGUGGCCUGCCUUAGCGAGGUAAUGAGAAACGAUACAAUCAAGGCGCAGCGUCAUCAAAUACCCAAGGAAUGCCGCCACCAGGUGAAAGCGCAGCUCUACCAGCAGCGCGAGAGCAUGCAGCUGGAUCCCAAGCUGGCCAAUGCCUGCAAGCGGGAGCUUGAGCAGUUCUGUGAGGACCAAAAGGGGCCCGGUCAGGUGAAUGAAAAAGCCUUGGAGUGUCUAGUGAGGAAGACGACCAGUUUGGGCAAGCCCUGUCACCAUGCCAUUUUCUUAGUGAAGAAAUCUGAGUUGGGCGACAGCGGUACCGACUAUACGCUUCUUAACACGUGCAAGGAUAUGAUCUAUAAAUUCUGCCCCAAAAUUGAUUCGGUUAAACUGCUCGACUGCCUCAAGACGUACAAAGAUGACACGCAGUUCGACCAGCGGUGUCAUCUAGUUGUAGUCAAUCGCAUGAUCGAGCAAAAUACAGAUUUUCGGUUCAAUCCCUCGCUGCAGACCGCCUGUGGUAAGAACAUUGACCGGUAUUGCUCGAACAUUGUAGCCAGCGCCUUACCCAACGAGGAGCUCAAUGGAAAGGUUAUUCACUGUCUUAAAGACAAGUUCCGGCAAUCGGCGCUAGACGAGCCAUGCGCUCAGGAAAUGAUAAAGAUUCUGCAGGAUCAGGCCCUUAACUACAAACUGAAUCCCCUGCUUCAAGUAUUCUGCAAGUCAGAGAUACAGGAACUGUGUAAGGCCAACAUGGAAGCCGACGAGCACGGCCAGGUGGCAGAGUGCUUAAAAACGGCCUUUUUGCAAAAGCAGAUCAUCAAUAGACAGUGCCAGGUGGAGGUCGCCACACUGAUCGCCGAAGCUAAGGCCGACAUCCAUGUCGAUCCCAUUCUGGAGAAUGCCUGUAUCGUCGACUUACUCCGGUACUGCUCCAAAGUGGCGGCCGGCAACGGUCGAAAGUUGAGCUGUCUAAGAACUCUGUUGAAAGACACUCCCAACUCGCUUGAAGCGGAUUGUCGCGAGAAGCUGGAGCGUCGCAUCGAGAUGUUCCACAAUGCGGACGAUACGCUAGCUCUGCCCCCGGAGGAUGUGCAGCAACUGGUUCAGCAGGUGGUCGCAUCGCCGGCGCGCAAAUUCUUCCUUGUGAUACUAAUGAGCGCAACCGGAAUGGUCUUCCUCACCGGCAUUUUCUUGGGAAGGGCCACCAAACGUGCAAUGGGCUUAAAGAAUAAAUAAGAACAUAAAUAGUCUUAGAAUGUAGUUGCUGUGUGUAACUGGAGUGUGCAUGUCUGUGAGCUUGUUGUUUUCCAUUUGGCUAACCCAUGACCCGGAUUUAAUCAUCCCCUGCCCUCCCAUCACCGUCCCCUCACUCUGCCUGCCUUUUGAAUAUUUUUAUAAGCAAUUCGUGGCCUAAUCGUGUAUAAGACCAAAACAUAAGCGAAAAAAGAUUAAAUGAUAAUAUAUGAUAGUUCCAUUCUUAGGAC